GUUUCUGAAUUAAUUUGUUUGAGAGACAGACGGAGUGGCUGAAGCUGAGCCUAAUCUGCGUGUUUCAUUAUUAUUUCAAGAAACAAACAAAGACAACUUAAUACAUUGAUUCAGGGGCGCCUGCAGGGUUCUACUUCUACCCCCAUUGCGGUUUUCAGCUCCUCUCUAUUGAUUUUCAGUCAUAUUGCAUUUCUAUCCAGGAUUUCUAAUUGCAUUUAGACCAGACUCUGGUGGUUUGGAGAGGAAUGGGAGUGACAUUUUCUGUUCCAUUUGUCAACGAUUUGGAUGAGAAGCUGGAGUCUGUCUUAGUUAGAUCAAUUAGCUUUGGAAGUCAUAAUGCCAACGAUUCCGAGUCGGUCGGUUUUAAUGGUAGAGAUUCUAAACCUGCUAAGUUGAAAUCUUUUGGUUCCGGAAAGAUGAUUCUUGAAGGCACCCUUAGCUUUCAAGGGAAAGAAUUGGAGGCCAAGAUCUCACUGCAGCCUUCCCCUUCAAAUUCAGAGGACCAUACUACGUUCCGAUCGUUCAGCUUCAGAAGCAGAAAUGCCCCUGACAAAUUGCCUGCAGCUGAUACCGUGCCCGAGAAAAAUGUCCAAACACCUUUGCCUGAAUCUGGUAGCAGUAGACAUCUAGCUGCCUUAAAGUUGCAAAAGACAUACAAAAGUUUUCGGACACGAAGGCAACUUGCAGAUUGUGCAGUUCUGGUGGAACAAAGAUGGUGGAAGCUCUUGGAUUUUGCAGAGCUGAAGCGUAGUUCUAUAUCGUUCUUUGAGAUUGAGAAACCUGAAACAGCUGUAUCGCGCUGGUCGAGAGCAAGAACCAGGGCUGCUAAGGUGGGGAAAGGUUUGUCGAAGGAUGACAAGGCACGUAAACUUGCUUUGCAGCAUUGGCUCGAGGCUAUUGAUCCGAGACACCGGUAUGGUCACAACCUACAAUUUUAUUAUGCCCAUUGGCUCCAAUGUGACAGUAAACAGCCUUUCUUCUACUGGCUAGACAUUGGCGAAGGUCGGGAUGUAAAUCUAGAGAGAUGCCCUAGAUCGAAACUUCAACAACAAUGUAUAAAAUAUCUUGGUCCGACCGAGAGAAGUGCAUAUGAAGUUAUCAUAACAAACGGAAAGUUGGUAUACAAGCAGGGCGGGAAGCUUCUGGAUACAAGGGAAGGGCCGGAAGAUGUAAAAUGGAUCUUUGUUCUCAGUGUGUCCAAGAUUCUGUAUGUUGGACAGAAGAAGAAAGGCACGUUUCAACAUUCAAGUUUCUUGGCUGGUGGUGCAACAUUAUCAGCUGGACGCUUAGUUGUAGAAGAUGGUGUUCUUAAGGCGGUUUGGCCUCACAGUGGGCACUACCUCCCAACAGAAGAAAAUUUUGAAGCAUUUAUGGCGUUUCUUUUGGAACACAAUGUUGAUCUGAGUGUCGUUCAGAGAGCUCCCUGUAAUGGAGAGGAGGAAGUUGUUUUUGGCUUCCGAAAUAGCAUCUCAGUACCAGAUAUCAGGAGCGCCAGAAACGAAAGCAACAACAAGAAUGAAGAGGAUGAGAAAACUGAUUCAAGCAAAAAGUAUUGCAUCGAUGCUGAAAAUAUACAUCCACCUGUAUCGAGAUGGUCCAGGAAGUUACAUUCGAAAAUCGCUCUACUUCAAAUACCAAGAAGGGACGACGUGCUUGAGUUAUUCUCCACUCCAAAACCAGGGCCUCCGGAAAGUCCAUCAGAUGGAUAUGAGACAGCAGACGAGUGUUUAUCAGACUCAGAAUUUUCUGUCUCCAAGCAGAAUUUAUUCAACCAAGAUCAGGAACAAGAAUAUGAAGAGCCCAUCCCCAGGGAAAAGAUCAUGAAGAGAAUAAACUCACAUAAAGGCAUGAAGUCUUAUCAGUUGGCCAAUCAACUGUCAUGCAGAUGGACCACGGGAGCCGGCCCACGAAUCGGAUGUGUGAGGGAUUAUCCUUCUGAGCUCCAAUUCAGGGUGAUGGAGGAGGUUUGUUUGUCUCCAAGAAGCACAUUCUCCUCCCCUCGUGGAAGUAGUAGGAGCCCAACUACGGCCACCGCUACUCCUACCAGCUCACUGAGAGAAAGAAGUCCACUUGGUACAGAGUCACCAAAUGCCGCUGAGAUUGUCAUACCAUAAAAACUGAUUGUCCAAUUCCUUACAGGAGAGAAUGGAGAAGAUGCUGUCUAUAUACAUCAAUCGGAAAUGCAAUUUUCCUACUUUUUUUGGGACUAGGAAAAUUGUUUUAGGAAUUCUUUCAUUUUUUCUACAAUUCUUUUGUAUAUCUUUCGAUAGAAAGAUGGAGAUCUUGUUAGGUUUCCGUUUCAUGUGUUUGCUUUGAAGCGCUGUUGGGCAUUAAGAAGAAUGCUUUGAAGCGCUGAAUUAUUAUAGCCUACAUGCAUUUGGUUACGAGGAAAGUUAGUCGAGUUGCACUCAACCUUCAUUGUAGCCACUGAAGCAGUGAAUGAUAUUACACAGAUUCUGAUAUAGUCUGUUAGUAUACAAAAAUUGAAUAGAUUUGUCUACAAAAGGAAAUAAUAUCGCCUCCCUCCUAUGCAGCUUACUUGUCCGCAAAUAUAAAAUCCAUGUUCACCACGCUGAGGAGCUCCUCCGCUACUUCUUCAUGUACAUAAUAAGUCUACUGCAUCAGGAGAGAAUUCCCAAACCCUAUAGCGACUAGCCAAUUCUGAAGUUGUUACACUAGUUGAUUUGCCGCCUCAUCAAGAACAACUUUUACUAUAUAAAGGGGAAUAUUAUAUACUCAGCAUAAAA
Messenger RNA from Sesamum indicum (sesame), 2747 nucleotides. RefSeq names its product IQ domain-containing protein IQM6. NCBI's taxonomy places the organism in Eukaryota, Viridiplantae, Streptophyta, Magnoliopsida, Lamiales, Pedaliaceae. The record is from RefSeq and is a predicted model, not a curated record.